Messenger RNA from Manduca sexta (tobacco hornworm), 2496 nucleotides. RefSeq names its product membrane-bound alkaline phosphatase. The record is from RefSeq and is a predicted model, not a curated record. NCBI's taxonomy places the organism in Eukaryota, Metazoa, Arthropoda, Insecta, Lepidoptera, Sphingidae. Gene Ontology annotation, biological process: dephosphorylation. The coding region runs from base 28 to 1659 and encodes 543 amino acids. Gene Ontology annotation, molecular function: alkaline phosphatase activity. The transcript has 5 exons.
GUAGUAGCUCAGUACAACUUUAUCGUCAUGGGUUUAGUAUUGUUGAUGCUAGCGCUGAUGGCGAGCGGCGCCGCGUGCGACCGCUACCAUCCCGAACGCACUGUCUCAGAGACUGCGACGCUCAGGAACGCCGCAGAGGCGAACGCGCAGUACUGGAUAAAUGACGCACAGGCUGGAAUCGAGCAGCGCCUGCGCUUCACCCCGCGCGCCAGCGACAACCACGCACGCAACGUGGUCAUGUUCAUGGGGGACGGCAUGUCGGUGCCCACGCUGGCGGCGGCGCGCACGCUGCUGGGACAGCGCCGCGGACAGACCGGCGAGGAGGCGCAACUCUCCUUCGAGCAGUUCCCCACCGUGGGACUGUCUAAGACGUAUUGCGUGAGCUCACAAGUGGCAGACUCUUCGUGCUCCGCCACCGCCUAUCUGUGCGGAGUGAAGGCUAACCAGGGCACCUUGGGAGUGAGUGCUGCCGUGCCGCGACAUAACUGCACCGCCUCCUUGGAGACCGCCAACCGCGUCCAAUCCAUCGCCGAAUGGGCGCUUGCCGACGGUCGUGAUGCUGGUAUCGUGACCACCACCAGAAUGACACACGCGUCUCCAGCCGGCGUGUACGCUAAAGUCGCCAACAGGCACUGGGAGAGUGACGCGGACGUAACGUCAGCUGGUCACGACAUAACGCUCUGUCCAGAUAUCGCGCACCAACUCAUACACUUGCCUCCCGGAAAUCAGAUGAAGGUGCUGUUAGCAGGUGGUCGGCGUGAGUUCAUCCCCACUAGCACUGUCGACGAAGAGGGCUUCUCUGGCAGGAGGACUGACGGGCGUAACCUAAUCGAAGAAUGGCAGAGCGACAAACGCGCUCGCAACGUUACCUAUAAUUACGUGUGGAAUCGGUCACAACUCAUGGACGUUUUCAACUCACCCCCGGAAUACCUACUUGGGCUGUUUGAAAGUAAUCACAUGCAGUAUAACCUCGAAGCAGAUCCUUCGACCGAGCCGACACUUGCCGAGCUGACCGAGGUUGCAAUACGCUCGCUAAGCCGCAACGAUCGCGGAUUCUUCUUGUUCGUCGAAGGCGGCCGCAUCGACCACGCGCACCACGACAAUUACCCGCAUCUAGCACUUGAUGAGACUCUCGCAAUGAACGAAGCAGUGGCUCGAGCCGUCGAGCUAUUGGACGAGAAGGACUCGCUGAUAGUAGUCACCGCAGACCACGCCCAUGUUAUGUCGUUCAACGGAUAUUCUCCGCGCGGUCAGGACAUACUAGGCACUAAUAACGACUUAGACUUAGAUGGUGUGCCCUACAUGACGCUGUCAUACACUAACGGUCCAGGAAGACGGGCCCAGCGCGCUGACGGCGUGCGCGUCGACGUCACCCAAGACGCUAAUUUCCGUGCAUUACGGUGGCGUACGCAUGUUGAUGUGCCCCUUGAAGAGGAGACGCAUGGUGGCGACGACGUGGCGGUGUUCGCGCGCGGGCCGCACCACGCCAUAUUCACGGGGCUGUACGAGCAGAGCCACAUCCCGCACCGCAUGGCGUACGCGGCGUGCAUCGGGCCCGGCCUGCACGCCUGCAGCGCCGCGCACUCGCUGCGGGGCUCGCUGCUGGCCGCACUGCCGCUGCUGGCAUUAGCUCUGCACACUCUUCACGGUCACUCUUAACGUCUUCUGCGCAACCAUCUAAUGAAACUAGUAAACAUCGAAAUUCAAUAACAGUCUACUGGCACUGUGUUAAAUUUGAUGAAGUGUCAAAGAAUCGUAAGUUAUGAGAUAUGCCAAAUAUCAAUGAUAGUACCUACUAUUUUAUCUAAUAGUUUAAACUGGAGCUGCGAGUGAUAUUUAAUAUAAUUUAAUUUAAGGAACACAAUAAUACUCAUAAACGUAUAGUAAGUACCUAUAAGAAUCACAAAAAUUGCCAACCUUGGGGUAUUUUAUUGAUUCAAGAGACAUUUUAAGAUUUUUGUGACAUUACAAAAACAAAAUUUUAUUACAAUAUAUGCGCUUUGCUUAACACGUUCGCGCGCUGUAAUGCAUGACAAAUUUUGGCAUUUUGACACACGUUUUUUCCAUACUAAGUCCAUAGGCGUACUUGCGUAGGUCCGCUUACCAAUACCAUACCAAAUGACAGAACGUCUUCAGGCGUCGCACGUCCUAGGGCGUUCUGGCAGAUUUCUUUCUAUCAUGUAGGUGUUCUGCCCCUUAACGUUUUGAGGCGUUCAAUAAUAAAACAUAUAUUUUUUGUACUAAAAUGUUUAAAUUAUUCCUACAGAACCAAUCGUUCUGAGGUAAAAUAAUAUUCUCAAUCAUCAGUAAGUUCUAGUGUAAAAAUCCAAACUUAAAAUGCCAAAUGAAAUUGUAUUCGUAUUUCAUAUUACAGGCCAUUCUUAUAGAUAAUUUUAUAUUUUAAUUUAUAUUAUUUUUAAGUUAUUGUCGUAGACCUAGUGAUUAUUGUAUAAUUAUGUAAAUUAUUAUUAAGUUAAUUUUUAAAUGUAAUUUCAC